AUGGCGUCGAAAUUCUGGGCGCAAGAGUCGGGGGCGUCGGGUUCGGAGUCCGACUCUGACUCUGACUCUGACUCGUCUAUGGGCGGGGCCGGAGGCGCGGCCGGAGCGCGGCGGCAAUGGGCGGUAGACUCGGACAGCGAGUCCGAAGAAGAGGUGCGCGUGGUGAAGUCCGCCAAGGAUCGGUCGUUCGAGGCUAUCCGCACGUCGGUGGGGAAGAUCCGAACCAAGAUCAAGAUCAACGACUGGAACGGCAUCCAGACCAACUUCGAUGAGUGCAACAAGCACGUCGACAAGAGCAAGGUGAUGAUCGCCAAGGAAGGAGUACCGUCGUUCUACAUCAAGCUGCUGGCCAACCUCGAGGACCUGCUGGCGGUGACCCUGAAGGACAAGCCUGCCAUCAAGAAGAUGAGCGCCACCAACACGCGCUCGCUCAACCGGAUGAAGCUCCAGUUGCGGAAGCACAACAAGGGCUACGAGAAAGAGAUCGCCGACUUCCGGGCCAACCCCGACGCCUACGCGGAGGAAUCUUCCUCCGAAGAGUCUUCUUCCUCCUCCGACUCGGACUCGGACUCUUCCUCUUCAGACGACGAUGCCUCGUCGUCUGAGGAGGAAUCGGACUCGGACUCUGACGGUGAUGACAGCGACGCAGAUGACUCUGACGACGACAGCGACGCCUCUUCCGCCGCCGGCGGUGGGACCAGGGGCGUCGGAGAGGCCAAGGCCAGCAAGCCCGUCAAGACCCAGAAGAACCUUGAGGACAUGGACUCGGACGACUGGUCCUCGGACUCGGACUCGGACUCGGAUAGCGACGGCAGCGACGACGACGGGGACAUGCUCAAGGGCCGCGCGAAGUGGCUCAAGAAGACGGACGACACCUCGGACAUCAAGAAGCGGAAGGACGAGAAGAGGGCGGCCAAGGUCGAGGACGGCAAGAAGAAGAAGGACAAGGCCGUCGUUACCGCCGGCAAGGAGAAGGGUGCGGCCCUCAAGCUGGACCUGGACAUCUCGUCCGAGGAGCUGGAGAAGAAGCUGAGGGAGUGCCUCGCCAGCCGUGGCCGCAAGGCGACGGACCCGAAGGAAGUGCUCCGGCAGCUGAGCGUGCUGGCCUACAUCGCCCGGCGGCUGGGCCCAGUCCGUGAGAUCCCCAUCAUCAUGUACCUCGUGUCGGCCAUGUUCGACACCCUGAGGAACAUCGACGAGUUUAUGGAGACGUCCAUGUGGAAGAGCUGCAGGGAGUACAUCAGCCGAGUGGCGGACCUCCUCGAGUCCCGCCCCGAGCUCACGCUCGGGCAGAUGGGCAACGAGGUCGUGGCCGACUUGAUCCAGGCUGGCACCGGCGUCGACGUGGACGAAUCAGAGGUGGCCGAUGUUCUCGCCGAGGUGGAGAAGACGGGUGUCCUAAAGGUGGUCGGGUCCCUGUCGCAGUACAUGAUCCGCCUGGGCGACGAGUACACCAAGUCCCUGCAGAACAUCAACCCGCACACGCAGGAGUACAUCCGGCGGCUGAAGGACGAGUCCGUGGUGGUGGACCUGGCCGCCAAGGUGCAGGCGUACUACGAGCGCCAGGGGGAGAUGAGCGUCGUGGCGGAUCUCGCCCUCCUGCAGGCCGAGCACCUGUACUACCAGCACGAGUCCAUCGCCCGCGCGGUGCACAAGGCGCAGUCGUUCACCAACAAGUUCGGGAAGACGGAGGACCUUCACCCGGCCUGCACGGUCGCCUCGGCCUCCGCCCCCUCCGACGGCGCCCUCGACGUGACCAAGGCCCACCCCGGGGCGUUCCUCGGACAGCCGUCUGUGGACCAUGAAUACGCGGACUACACGGAGCAGCUCAAGAACCUGUGCGUGACCGUCUACCAGCACGGCGACGAUCGCUGCCGCACGCGCGCCAUGCUCUGCCACAUCACCCACCACGCGCUCCACGACCGCUUCCACCCGGCCCGGGACCUGCUGCUGAUGAGCCACCUGCAGGACAACAUCAGCCAGGCGGACAUCUCGACGCAGAUCCUCUACAACCGGAUGAUGGUGACGCUGGGACUGUGCGCGUUCCGCAAGGGGCUCAUCCACGACGCGCACGACUGCCUGAGGGACGUCUGCUCCUCGAGGGUCAAGGAACUGCUGGCUCAGGGCGUGCAGAUGAACCGGUUCCAGGACAAGAACCCUGAGCAGGAGAAGGCCGAGCGCCGAAGGCAGACUCCGUACCACAUGCACAUCAACCUCGACCUCCUUGAGUGCUGCCACCUCACGAGCGCCAUGCUCCUGGAGGUGCCGAACAUGGCGCAGGAGUCGACGGAGCUGCGCCGGCGGGUCAUGUCCAAGCACUUCCGCCGCUACAUAGACAUCUUUAACCGCCAGGUGUUCACUGGCCCCCCGGAGAACAUCCGCGACCACGUGAUCGCCGCCGCCAAGAGGUUGAUGGAGGGCGACUGGAAGCGCUGCUCAGACCUCAUCCUGGGGCUGGACGUCUGGAACCUGAUCCCCGGGGAAGGCUGCGCCGAGCUCGUCAAGGUUAUGGUGAAGGAGAAGAUCCAGGUGGAGGCUCUGCGCACGUACCUCUUCACGUACUCGCCGCACUACGAGUCGCUCAGCCUGCCGACGCUGUGCGAGAUGUUCGACAUGCAGAAGAGCAAGGCCCACUCCAUCAUCAGCAAGAUGAUGCUCAGCCACGAGCUGUACGGCAGCUGGGACCAGCCCACGGAGACCGUGGUGCUUCGGAAGGAGGACCCGAACACUCUCCAGCUGCUGGCGCUCAAGUUCGCCGAUAAGGCGGCGAAUCUCGUGGAGAGCAACGAGCGGCUCAUCGACGCGAGGACCGGGGCCUACGGCUACCGAGACGACGGAGGCCGUGGCGGCGGACGUGGCGGCGGCCGGGGGGGCGGCGGGCGCGGGGACAGCAGCAGGGGCGGCAGGGACGGCGGCGGGCGCGGCAGCGGUGACUGGGGAGGGGGCCGAGGGUACAACCGCCCGGGGCAGACGGCGAACAACCGUUAUCAGGGGGGGCAAGGGGGGCGCGGAAGAGGCGGCUACGGCGGCAGGGGGGCCGGGAACUACAUCCGUGAGAGGCGCGAUAUGGGCGUCGGGCCGCGCCGUUGA
Molecule: messenger RNA, 3090 nt
Organism: Ectocarpus siliculosus
Lineage: Eukaryota; Phaeophyceae; Ectocarpales; Ectocarpaceae
Source: the annotation of a GenBank genome assembly